Molecule: messenger RNA, 592 nt
Organism: Populus euphratica (Euphrates poplar)
Lineage: Eukaryota; Viridiplantae; Streptophyta; Magnoliopsida; Malpighiales; Salicaceae
Exons: 3
Coding region: 125-514 (129 amino acids)
Source: RefSeq, a predicted model, not a curated record
UUGAAAACUGGCCUUGGAAGAACAGGUUGGAACGUGUCGUGUCUACAUUUCUCCAAACGUUAACAGAAUCAAACAGAGACCAGAACAGACAACAGAAACCGAAAAACCAGAAAAGGAGAAAGAAAUGGCAUCUCUCGUAACCCAUUUGUGUGCCAGUCUUUUCCUUCUCCCUAUUGGCCUACGACGUCUCUUCUGCUCCUCUUCUCUUUACCUCAAGAACACAUCUCUUUUUAGAUCCAAAACAUGGUGUCUUCUUAGAAGGUUUGAUGAAGAGGGUAUGCUUAUCAGGAAGGAGUUAGGAACCGAAACUUUAACAAGUAACAAAAACAAGAAUUGUGUGAAACCGGAGUGCAUAUCUGCUGGCAGUAGAUUCAAGUCUACUAUCCAGAGAAAUAAUGUUUCAACUGUUAAUCUUUUCUGUGUACACGGUUCGGCAAAACAAGGAAAAUAUACAAGUGGCUUGGUUGCUGGACUUUCAGAAGAACAAUGUCAGUGCAGAAAAUUUCUAUUAUGAGCAAGGGAAUACCAAAAGAGACAAACCCUCCGUUGGUGCUUAAAUCUUCUAAAGGUUCUCCUCUCAGUUCUGGCGGAG